UACAUGCACGUUGCAGAGAGCGACGGUGACGUUGGGUCGUGUGUCAUCUCGGGGCAACUCUCGCCCUUUGCAGUCGUUUGUUGUACGAUGGUGGGAAUCGCUUCUAUUAUUUACUUUCCAAAUUUCUCUGUUUGCCAACGGUAUUUUACACUCUAUUAUGUCUACCCGGAGCAGCAAGGAGCUUCACAAUGAUAUUAGUACGAUUGAUGGAUGUAAUACUGAGAAGAACAUAAAAGCCACUGACGCCAUGACAGUUUCCAACUCACCUCUCCUCACAGCAACAAAAUUAAAGUUGAUCUCAAAUGAAGACACUCUCAGUAGAGAAUCAGCUAUAGCAUCAUAUUCUCCAUCAGAAACCAGUGAUUAUAAUGGCCUGUCCCAGUCUGAAGCAGCCAGUAUUACCAGUAGUAGUUCAUUCCUGGCCCCUAAACUCAAGGUCACAGAUGAAGACAACCACAGCCUAGCAGACCCUACUAAUGCAGCAUCCAACAGCUCACUGUUUUCAUUAUCAGAUAACAGUGAAUACAAUGUGGGUGCCUCUGUCCUUCAACUACCCCCAGGCCACAAGCGAACAAGUUCUAAUGUAUCUACUAGAUCUCUUCUGUGUGAUGAUGAUGAUGAUGAUAUAAUUGUUUUCCAAGAAGAAGCCAAUAAAAAAUUAUUUUGUCGCUUAUGUGAUCGAGUUUUCAAAGAUCCAGUGAUUGUAUCCUGUGGGCAUACAUACUGUCGCAGAUGUGUAAAUAACCACAGUGAUGACACAUGUCCAGUGGAUAACCAGAAAUUAAUGAUUGUUGUUGCCAACAUUGCUGUCUCUGAACAGAUAGGGGAGCUCCAAAUUCACUGUAAAUACGGCUGUAAACCCAGUGAAGAUGGAUCGCCACAUGUUGUAGACACAACGAAAUGUCCAGUAAUUGUCAAGUUGAGCAAUCGACGUGUUCAUGAAGAUGAAUGUGACUUUGUCCCGGUAGAAUGUCCCAACAAUGUUGGAUGUCCAUCACUACUUAAAAAGGAUUUGGAAAGUCAUCUGCGAAUAUGUAACAAUGUAAUGUGUCCUCAUCAAAAAUAUGGCUGUGAUUUUAUUGGAACCCAAGAUGAUCUUGUAAUCCAUUUACGAACCUGUAAAUUAGAAGGAAUGAAAGAUUUUCUGCAGCGAACAGAUGAAAAAAUUGCUGAACUUCAGUUCUCCUUGAACAGUAAGGAGCAUGAAAUUAGUUUCUUGCGAUCAAUGUUGGGGAAACUGUCAGAACGGGUUGAAACAUUGGAGAAGACAGUUGACAUGAGAGUAGAUCUCUUGGAACACAAACAGAACUGUAUUAUGACUGAAGUAAUUGAUAAUCGAAGAGAAAAUGCCCUGGUUGCAGAAGAAAUUUCUAAUAUUAACAAGCGAUUAAAUAUUGGUGUCCAAUUGGCUGGUUAUGAUGAUCCACAACGAAUGUUCAAAUGUCGUGGAACAUUUGUUGGGCAUCAGGGUCCUGUAUGGUGUCUGUGUGUUUUUGGUGAUUACUUGUAUAGUGGAUCUUCAGACAAAACAAUCAAGGUGUGGGACACCAGUACUAGCUAUAAAUGUACAAAAACACUUGAGGGACACACAGGUAUUGUUCUUGCUCUGUGUGUUUAUGGAAACAAACUCUACAGUGGGUCACAUGACUGUAACAUCAUUGUCUGGAGUAUUGAUACAUUAGAAAUGCUAAAAGCUAUUGAAUCCCAUGAUAAUCCUGUUUGUACACUGGCUUCAGCACGAAACAAGCUCUUCAGUGGAUCUCUCAAAGUUAUACGAGUCUGGGAUGCCCAAACACAUGAACUGAAGAAAGAAAUAACAGGUUUAAACCAUUGGGUUCGUGCCCUGGUGUCCACUAACAACCAUUUGUACAGUGGAUCUUAUCAGACAAUUAAGAUGUGGGACCUUGAAACACUGGAAUGUAUUCGAAUGCUUGAAACUUCUGGUGGAAGUGUGUACAGUAUAGCAGUGACAGACCACCAUAUUUUAUGUGGUACUUAUGAAAACUGUAUUCAUGUGUGGGAAUUAGGGACCUACAACCAGGUCACUACUCUUAUGGGACACUCAGGCACUGUAUAUGCAUUGGCAGUCUUACACACUAACCCCGGUACAAAAGUUUUCAGUGCAUCCUAUGAUCGUUCAUUACGGGUGUGGAGCAUGGACAAUAUGAUAUGUACCCAAACAUUAAUGAGACAUCAAGGGAGUGUUGCUUGUUUAGCUGUGUCUAGAGGUCGAUUAUUUUCAGGAGCUGUAGAUAGCACUGUAAAGGUUUGGCAAUAAAAAUGACCAUCAGAUGCUGAACUUGUAGAUGCCUUUAUCUGUUUGACCCCACCACGAGCAGAAACUGUCCUUGGACUAAGCUGAUGAUCAGCCAGUUACAGCAAGUCUUCUCACUACCACCUUCUUCACCACCACCAUCUUUCACUUACACACACACACACACUCGUUGAUAAAUGAAUCUCUCUCCCACUUUUUUCUUCACUUAUCCCUCUUUAUCUAUUUUCCUUUUCCUCCAUUUAUAUCCUUGUCUCUCUCUCUCUCUCUCUCUCUCUUUCAUAAUUCCUUUUCUCCUUUUUUCUAAUGCAUAUUCUGUUCUCUUUAACCACUCCCAUCUUAUCAUUUGCUCUUUUACCAUAUUUGUUUUCUCCUCAUUCAUCUCUCCCUCUCUCUCUCUUUUUUUUUUCUUCUUUUCUUCAAUUUAUUUCCACUUGUUUCUCUUCUAACCUUACAAAAGUAGGGUUAGAAGAGAAACUCACUAACAAGUAGUCCACUCUAAAGUAAUGGUCGUUAUAUCCUAAUUAGUGCUUCUCUUUAACAUCCACUCAUAUCACAAGUCUAUGAUAUUGACCAUUUCACACACUUACACACAGCCAAAACAAUACUUCUUCCCUACUCUAUUGCGUAUCCUGUCAAAAGAUUAUAUAAUGUCAAAUUUCUAGAACACCAAGAUUAUACCAGCUAAAUAGGAUA
Octopus sinensis (East Asian common octopus) is the source of this 2968-nucleotide messenger RNA. Its product is annotated as E3 ubiquitin-protein ligase TRAF7. The record is from RefSeq and is a predicted model, not a curated record. Bases 158 to 2278 code for a protein of 706 amino acids. Gene Ontology annotation, cellular component: nucleolus. NCBI's taxonomy places the organism in Eukaryota, Metazoa, Mollusca, Cephalopoda, Octopoda, Octopodidae. Gene Ontology annotation, biological process: ribosomal large subunit assembly; protein ubiquitination; Notch signaling pathway. Gene Ontology annotation, molecular function: zinc ion binding; protein binding; ubiquitin-protein transferase activity. The transcript is spliced from 23 exons.